This is a messenger RNA of Drosophila melanogaster (fruit fly), 591 nucleotides long. It is a transcript of the gene Taf12L, whose product is annotated as TBP-associated factor 30kD subunit alpha-2. Gene Ontology annotation, cellular component: transcription factor TFIID complex. Gene Ontology annotation, biological process: DNA-templated transcription initiation. The record is from RefSeq and is marked reviewed. NCBI's taxonomy places the organism in Eukaryota, Metazoa, Arthropoda, Insecta, Diptera, Drosophilidae. Gene Ontology annotation, molecular function: protein heterodimerization activity. Bases 18 to 434 code for a protein of 138 amino acids. The transcript is spliced from 2 exons.
AUUAAAUUAAUUGAAUCAUGGAUAGUAACAUGGAACCUUGGUCCUUUGCCCUCAAUUUCGAUGACAGCGAUAAAUCGUCGGAUAACGAGAGCCACUCUUCGACCAGAUCCUCGAGCCGCUCCAGUGACACCAGCAUAGACACCAGCUCCGUGGAGAAGGAGCCAGCUAGCGUAAUUGAGAGCCAGUCUGUCCCUGGCGGAAGCUACGAUAUUAUCUCCAAGACCAACAUGCUGCAAUUUGUGCAGAAAAUCGAUGCAAAUUCAUCGCUGGACGAUCAAGGUUGCGAUAUGAUGGCCAGAAUAGCCGAUGCCUUUGUUAACGACAUAUCCAUGCGCAUAGUUAAGUUGGCCAAGUAUCGAAAGAGCGACGUUAGCGUGCUGGACCUGAAGUUCAUCCUCAAGCGGGAGUUCAACAUGGAGUUCCCAAUUGAAUAAAUGUCCAAUAAAGGGAAAAAUAAUGUAGAAUUUGAAAAUUGUGGAAUGAAUAAAAUGUAUGAAUAACUUGGUUUAAAACUGUCAGAAAGGCAACAAGAAUAAUUGUUUUCUGCACCUAAUUACCAAUGUUAACCAGUGCAAUUACUUUUUGGUCAAU